CGGUGAUUGGUGAAUUGAGUAAGCAACUAAGCAGACACAGGACGGUGGAACUCCGAGCGUGUGUCCUUGAUUAUAAUAAUUGCAUGACUGCAAUAUUCGACCUGGUUUUCCUGGUUAAAUAAACCUUUACGUUGAAUCGGAUUUUAGUUAUAUUAAUUACGAUUUUCAGAAAGCCAAGGAACGGGUUUUAAUUUGCAACGAAACCUCCAUUGUAAAAGGUAUCCUGGGGCUUUCUUUUAACAGACUUUCUCAAUUUGGAAAGUAUCCAAGGGGGAUUGAACUAGUGGACUUAGAACAGGAGCAGGAGCAAGAUGUAUAGAACACGGCAGGCCUUUAGUAGCUUGCUACCCUUCACACCGCUCUCUAACGUAGAACGGUAUUCAUCAUGGUUGGUUCGCUCCCAGAUAUCUCCAGCUGCCAAAUCCAUGUCUUGUCCUGGAACUCCCUUGAAGAGAGGAUUUGCUGCUGCUCCUCCUCCUCCUCCCCCGGCAGAACCUGAAGCUCAGGAGAGCUUCCUCAAUGGAACCUCGGGGGCCUACGUGGAGGAGAUGUUUGAAGCAUGGAGUCUGGAUCCUAAGAGUGUUCAUGUUUCUUGGGACGCUUACUUCAGGGGCGGAGCUUACCAGGCUCCUCCCUCUCUCGGUAACUCUACCCGUCCGAACGAGAUUCCUCUGGCUAAUAUGCUCCCAGGAUUGAUUGGAUCAAGCAUGAUGCAGGGAGGUGGAGCUCCUAGCACUCAGAUCAUUGAUGCUCAUCUAGCUGUUCAAGGAACCAUCAGGUCUUACCAGGUCCGUGGACAUCUAGCAGCAAACAUUGAUCCCCUUGGUCUCAACAAUAUUGACACAGAGCAGGCCAAGAAGAUGAUCAUCAGAUCUGUUACGGUCGACUCAAAGGAUUUUAAAGAGAAGGACCUGGAUACAGUUUAUCAACUCCCUCAAACUACAUUCAUCGGUGGAUCCGACACUUCUCUCCCUCUUAGAGAGAUUAUCUCCAGGCUUGAGAAGGUGUACUGUGGUAGUAUCGGAGCUGAGUAUAUGCAUAUACAGGACCUGGAUCAGGUCAACUGGAUCAGGCAGAAGUUGGAAACACCUGGAGCACUCACCCUUGGUAAUGAUGAUAAGAGACGUCUACUCGCUAGGAUCUCCCGAUCUGCUGGAUUCGAGAACUUCUUGGCCAAGAAGUGGACUGCUGAGAAGAGGUUUGGCCUGGAAGGUGUAGAGAUGUUGAUCCCCUGCAUGAAGCAGGUUAUUGACAGGUCCACAGAGCAGGGCGUGGAGUGUGUAGUGAUGGGAAUGCCCCACAGAGGACGUUUAAACGUGUUGGCCAACGUGUGCAGGAAACCUCUAGAGCAGAUCCUCACACAGUUCGCCGGCCUCGAGGCUGCCGACGAGGGUUCUGGAGAUGUCAAGUACCAUCUUGGAACCUAUAUUGAGAGAUUAAACAGAUCAACCAACAAGAAUAUCAGGUUGAGUGUUGUAGCUAAUCCCUCUCAUCUUGAGGCCGUGAACCCUGUGGUAGAGGGUAAGGUUAGAGCUGAACAGUUCUACAGAGGAGAUACUGAAGGGAAGAAAGCAAUGUCUAUUUUACUUCACGGAGAUGCUGCAUUCGCCGGACAGGGUGUUGUUUACGAGACUAUGCAUAUGGCGGAGCUUCCUGAUUAUACUACAAGAGGAACUAUUCAUAUUGUUGCAAACAAUCAGAUUGGAUUCACAACCGAUCCUCGAUACUCCCGAUCCUCCCCUUACUGUACCGACGUAGGUCGGGUUGUCAAUGCUCCUAUUUUCCACGUGAACGCAGACGACCCAGAGGCUGUCCUCCUUGUAUCGAACAUUGCCGCGGAGUGGCGCGCAACCUGGCACAAGGAUGUUGUUAUUGAUCUGGUCGGGUACAGGAAGUUUGGGCACAAUGAGAUCGAUGAGCCGAUGUUCACCCAGCCCAUCAUGUACUCCAUCAUCAAGAAGCAUAAGAAUGUUCUAGAUAUUUACUCUGACAAAUUGAUCGGUGAGGGUGUUGUAACCAAGGAGGAAGUUGAUGCUGUUAUUGAUAAAUAUGAGAAGAUCUGUGAAGAAGCAUUCAAGAAGGCUGGAGAGGAGACUCAGGUGUUCCACAAACACUGGCUGGACUCCCCCUGGUCCGGGUUCUUCGAGGGUAAGGAUCCCUUGAAAGUAUCGGAUACUGGUCUGCACGAGGAUACUCUGGUUCAUAUUGGUAAACGGUUCUCUCAGGGUCCACCCAAUGCACCAGACUUCAUUAUUCACAGAUCCAUGGAGCGAAUCCUUAAGGCUCGAAUGGAAAUGGUAAACAAGAGAGAGAUUGAUUGGGCGCUGGCUGAAGCACUUGCCUUCGGUGGACUUCUCAAGGAAGGAAUUCAUGUUCGUCUGUCUGGACAGGACGUAGAGCGUGGUACCUUCUCCCAUAGACAUCAUGUUCUUCAUCACCAGACCAAGGACAGGUCAACCUACAAGCCCCUAGCAAACCUGUACCCUGAUCAGGCUCCGUAUACUGUGAGUAACUCCUCCCUGUCUGAGUAUGCUGUACUCGGGUUCGAGCUCGGGUUCUCCAUGACCAACCCUAAUGCUCUGGUGCUCUGGGAGGCUCAGUUCGGAGAUUUCUCCAACACUGCACAGUGCAUCAUUGAUCAGUUUAUUGCUAGCGGUCAGGCUAAAUGGGUUCGACAAUCUGGUUUAGUUAUGCUUCUACCCCACGGUAUGGAAGGUAUGGGACCUGAGCACAGCUCUGCUCGUCCUGAAAGGUUCCUUCAACUCUGCGCUGAUGAUCCAGAAUAUUUCCCCCCAGAGGAGGAGGAGUUUGCAAUCAAGCAGCUCAGCCAUAUCAACAUGAUCGUCGCUAACUGCUCCACACCUGCAAACUAUUUCCAUAUUCUUCGUCGUCAGACCGCUCUUCCCUUCCGUAAACCCUUGAUUGUGAUGACCCCUAAGUCCCUGCUGAGACACCCUGAGUGCAGAUCUAGUUUUGAUGAGAUGUUGCCUGGAACUGAGUUUAAGAGAAUGAUCCUGGAUGCUGGACCCGCAGGACAGAACCCAUCCAGUGUUAAGAAGGUUCUCUUCUGUACUGGAAAGGUGUACUACGAUCUCCUGAAGGAGAGGAGAGAGAGAGGAUUAGAAGAUCAGAUUGCGAUCCAUACCAUUGAACAGAUUUCUCCCUUCCCCUUUGAUAUUAUGAAGAAGGUUACAGAUCAGUACUGUAAUGCAGAACUCUGCUGGGUUCAGGAGGAACACAAGAAUAUGGGAGCUUGGACUUAUGUACAGCCCAGAACUCAGACCGCCAUUGGUGGAUAUCACAGGUUACUGCAGUAUAUUGGUCGUGAAACUGCACCCUCUCCUGCCACUGGUAGCAAGGCAACCCAUUACAAGGAGCUGAAACAUUUCCUAGCUCAAGCCAUGUCCUUGUAGAUAUAGAGGAUAGAGAGAAUACAAGAUCAUAAUCCUGGACCUAACAUACUUCCAAAUAUUAAAUUAUAGUUUACUUUAGUCCAAUCAUUCGACAAGAAGAUAUUCUGUAAAAUUGUUCCGGAUACUCUCUCCUCUGUAAACCCUGGGAACUAGAUCUAUUAAUACGAGUAUUUAAAUAAUAUUUAAAUCUAUUUUGUUAAAGCACUAUUGUUAAUUUACCGAUGGGUAUGUAAGUGAUAUCUGAUGAUAAUAUAAAUACAGUGAAUAUUUAC
Molecule: messenger RNA, 3685 nt
Organism: Eurytemora carolleeae
Lineage: Eukaryota; Metazoa; Arthropoda; Copepoda; Calanoida; Temoridae
Gene: Nc73EF
Product: 2-oxoglutarate dehydrogenase, mitochondrial
Exons: 12
Coding region: 312-3413 (1033 amino acids)
Biological process (GO): tricarboxylic acid cycle
Cellular component (GO): mitochondrion; oxoglutarate dehydrogenase complex
Molecular function (GO): thiamine pyrophosphate binding; oxoglutarate dehydrogenase (succinyl-transferring) activity
Source: RefSeq, a predicted model, not a curated record